AUGACGUACCUGAACCAGGUCAUCCUAGAGAGCAUCAGACUCCAUGGAAGUAUCUCAGCAAUUAUGAGAAAGGCAACAAAGGAUACAAAAUUGCCUGGAUGCACACUGCCGGCCGGAAGUCGCAUAGUAAUAGCGCUCCAAACAAUGGGUUACGAUAAAGAACACUUCCCAAAUCCGAGACAGUUUCUGCCUGAACGGUUCUCUCCAGAGAAGCAAAAGGAACGACACAACUACUCUUUCCUGCCGUUCAGCGCUGGUCCUCGGAACUGUAUAGGAAAGUCGUACGCAAUGAUCAUGAUGAAGACAGUCCUGGUCCAUAUCCUGCGCCGUCUGCAGGUUACGUCACAUACUAAUUUGUCAGACAUUAAGUAUGAGCUGAAGGUUGUGAUGCACCACAAGUCUCCACUCCUAGUCACUUUCCAUCCAAGAUAA
Messenger RNA from Homalodisca vitripennis (glassy-winged sharpshooter), 432 nucleotides. Its product is annotated as cytochrome P450 4c21-like. Bases 1 to 432 code for a protein of 143 amino acids. The transcript has 3 exons. Lineage: Eukaryota; Metazoa; Arthropoda; Insecta; Hemiptera; Cicadellidae. The record is from RefSeq and is a predicted model, not a curated record. Gene Ontology annotation, molecular function: oxidoreductase activity, acting on paired donors, with incorporation or reduction of molecular oxygen; heme binding; monooxygenase activity.